Molecule: messenger RNA, 555 nt
Organism: Lasiosphaeria miniovina
Lineage: Eukaryota; Fungi; Ascomycota; Sordariomycetes; Sordariales; Lasiosphaeriaceae
Exons: 1
Coding region: 61-339 (92 amino acids)
Source: RefSeq, a predicted model, not a curated record
CUUUGGAUAGUAGUAGCAGUAGCAGUAGCAGUGGGAGUGGCAGCAGCAGUAGCAGGUGCGAUGAAUAUCUUGUUCUUGCGACGUCCACCCCUUUGGAUAGUAGCAGCAGCAGCAACAGCAGAAGUGGGAGUGGCAGCAGCAGUAGCGGGUGCGGUGUAUAUCUUGUUCUUGCGAUGUCGUGAGACGUUUGGGAAGAUUCGGCGUAGCGCCCGCCCCCAGAGUCCCUUACUAGCCUCUUCCUGCUGCUGGGCUCUUGUGUCGUUAGGCUCGACUGAGUGCAAUGUGGAAGGACAUUUCUCCUUUUCAAAGACGUCGCCCGACUCUGAUUGUGGCGCGUAAGGAGGAGGAGGAGGAAACGUAGGGUCCAGCUUGUCUUCGGGUAGCCAACACUUGCUUUCGUUCAGCAAGUUGGUUGAAGAGAAGCAGGGGUGUGAGAAUACCUUGAAGACCAUGAUAGAGGAAGAGAGAGAGGUUAUUAUACCUCGCUCGAUAUAGGGUGGAGUUGAUUUGAUGGAUUUGGUUGAUUUGAUAGAUUUGGUUGAUUUGGUUGAUUUG